This is a messenger RNA of Suillus discolor, 912 nucleotides long. RefSeq lists its product as uncharacterized. Lineage: Eukaryota; Fungi; Basidiomycota; Agaricomycetes; Boletales; Suillaceae. The record is from RefSeq and is a predicted model, not a curated record. The transcript is spliced from 12 exons. Bases 1 to 912 code for a protein of 303 amino acids.
AUGACCUAUGUCUCAAAUGAUCCCAGUUGGUGGUCGUUAAUCAAUUUGAAUAUUUUAGCCAGCUAUUGGCAAGCUGCCGCAGUUGUCGUGGUGGUAUACGAUUGGGUCUUCACACUCGGACAAGAGAUUCAACUCAUCUGGAGACAACGUUGGUCUCUCAUGACUGUGCUGUAUUUGACUAUACGCUAUAUUGGAAUACCGUUUUCUGUUGUCAAUCUUCUGAGCACUAUCAUGUACUACGCAUACGGUGGGACAAUUGUGGCCUUGAAUGCCAUCUUGGGCGUGAUCAUGAUUGCUCGGUUGCAUGCCAUGUAUCAGAGAUCUAGAACGAUGCUUAUAUUCCUUGUUAUUAUUUUCCUCGCUGUAAACAUCGCCUGCGGAGUAAUGGAGGCAAUAGCACUCAACGAUACUCCAGGGGAGGAGUCGAUACUCUCUGGCACAUAUAUGUGCGGUUAUGAAUAUGGAUGGGAUGGGCAGCUUCUGUUUUCGAUCACUUCGAUGCUCAACAUUGUUUGGGAGGUCCUCGCACUGUGCCUUUCAGUCCGGGUUGCUGUGAAACACUUCCGUGAGCUGCGACGACUCGGCCCAUCGACAGGAUCGACCAUUGGGGACUGUUUCAGAGUGCUCAUACAAUCUCACGUUCUUUAUUUUGCAAGCUUUCUUGGCGUCUCUUGCCUCCAGAUUGCUUAUAUCUCUCCAGAAAUCUUGAAUUCAUUUGCUAUUGGAACUCAGAUAUUCAAUAGUGCUUUUCAAAUUUUAUUGGUCGUGCAGAUGUUUGUGCUGGGACCACGCCUCAUCCUGAGCGUACGGGAAUACCACGCCAAACUCGUGGCAUACUCUGACGCAGAAACUAGCAUGAAUUCGAUUGUUUUCCGGGAGCAUGUACAUGUAUCAACUAGCAGUACUGUGUAG